GGACACUGCAGACAUACUCUUGGGGUACUGUGUACAGCGUUGAGAGGGAACUCCCACGUCACCCUGCGCAAGCCAUCCAACCAGUCUCAUCACAUCAGCAGCUUCGUACGCCGCGAGGCAGACGCCAGCACCCUCGCGGGGAGCUCUCCGACCGCUUCUCCGGAGCUACAAUCACCGACCCAUGCUCGUUCGGAGCCGGCGGCGAUCCCUAUCAUGGACCCUCCUUAACCCCUGGCUGGACAGGAAAGAACCUUUGGCUCCCCCCAGCAACCGACACCGUCGCCUGCAACGCGGCAUGGCCCAAGGCGAGACGACAAGAUGGCAGUGGCGAAUCCCGUUGGGUCAGGCUGAACAUCGUGACAAGGCGGCGUCUGGAAGUGCAACGUCUGUUCCUUCUCAGCCUGUCAAUUCCAGGGACUCGAUUCCAUGCCAAGCGUCCUGGGAAGCGACAGUUCCAGGCCACAUGACGAAAGGAUGUCAUCGGCUCAAUGCCCAAAGCGACGGCUAUCUUUCUUCUCGCCCGUAAGCUGAGGCUCGCUGCGGAGAACCGGCCUCGUGCCCAGGGGCGUCCAUGAAUUCUCGCGCGCCUAUCAUCGGCAGCGUCCUUGUCAAUGGACAUGGAGCUAGGUAAGCUCUUCGGCCGUAAUCAAGGGACUUUUGGGGUGCAACUGGCCAUGCCCGGCACGAGGUCGCUUAAAAGCCGUACCAGAGCCAAGCAAGCUACGGUCUGUCGGCAGACGCAGCCCGGCGCCAUGGCUUGUUCCCUGAAAUUGGCCGACGCCACGGACUUAAACGACAUGCCACCUCCCUCGCACCAACGCUGCGUAACAUUGCAGGAGCGGGUAUCGUCCGGGUGAAUAUGGGUAUCAUGGGAAUGCGGGGUCGUGAGAUAGCCGUCGCCUCCAUCCCAUCGUUCGCCAGACGCGCUACAAGAAUGUAACGCGGGGAUGCUCGACUAUGUGGAGCGCCAGCACACUGCUGAGCCGUGAAGGACCGCUCGUGGGGGUCGCCAGUGCGACCAUGGUUGUCGUGUAAGUGCACCAUCCCAUCCCGGCAACGAGGUUCGUCCUGCUUUAAGCGGACGAUCCCCAGGGGCUUUGCGUAUCGGCAUGCAGUGUCUCUGCGUCUGCGUGGUGAACAGUCAUCUCUCGGCACGCGUUUAUGAUGAAGAACCCUUUCAACACGGGCUCUGAGCCCGUCUCGGACAAGUACAGCGAUGAGAAGUCGCCCUCUCCGGAUAUCGAGCGUAUCGAAGCCGCACGCGCCGAGCUGGAAGAGAUCCGCAAGGCGCAUCAGUGGGAUCCGAAUCUGCCCAAGGACAAGCUUGAUAUUGUCAAUGCAGCUAUCGAACAUGGCGAUCCAAAGGAGCUGCUUCAAGCCGACGCCCUCUUCACCGAAGACUCACCUUAUGAAGAGGUCCGGGCCGCCGUGCGCAAUACGGACGGUGAGGAGGUGGCCAACACCGUGAGGGCCUGGACACUUGGCAUGUUUUUCGUCACCAUAGGCAGCGGGCUCAACAUGUUUCUCAGCAUGAGGAGCCCGGCCAUCAACUUUCCCGCCAUUGUUGUCCAGCUGCUGGUCUACCCUAUUGGGUGCGCUUGGGCUAAGCUGCUCCCGACCAGAGUCUUCAACACGUUCGGUCUACGCUGGACCCUGAACCCGGGCCCUUUCACCAUCAAGGAACAUGUCGUCGUUACGCUCAUGGCCAACGUGUGCAUUGGCUACGCCUAUAGCACCGACGCCCUGCUCGCCCUGCAGGGCAAGCCGUUCUACAAUCUCAACCUGGGAUGGGGCUUCUCUCUCCUCUUCACCCUGAGCUCACAGCUCAUCGGCAUCUCCCUCGCUGGCAUCUUCCGCCGCUUUCUCGUCUGGCCUGCCGCCAUGAUGUGGCCCAACCAAUUCGCCAACACGUCCCUGUUUUAUGCGCUGCACGAUAAGAGCAAGAGCGAUGGCGUGCACUCUAAUGGCUGGCGCAUCAGCCGCUAUCGCUGGUUCGGCCUCGUCGCCAUGGCCAUGUUCUGCUACUACUGGAUUCCCGGCGUCUUGUUUCAAGGGCUGUCUGUCUUUGCCUUUAUCACAUGGAUCAAACCCAACAACGUUGUGGUCAAUCAGCUGUUUGGUGGCGUGACUGGUCUCUCGCUCAUUCCCAUCACGUUUGACUGGACAUAUGUGACUGCCUAUCUCGGCGAUCCUCUACUCGCCCCGACACAUUCGCACGUCAACACCUUGGUCGGCCUGUUCCUGUUUGUCAUCAUUACCACCAUUGGCAUCACAUACAGCGGCGCCCUGUUCGCCGACUAUCUGCCUCUGGUCACGGCUCAGACCUAUGAUAACACUCAAAACUACUAUAAUGUCAGUCGCAUCCUCGGUCCCGGUUACACCUUUGACGAGGCCAAGUACAAGUCGUAUUCGCCUUUAUUCCUGGCUCCUACGUUUGCCCUCAACUACGGGCUCUCUUUUGCCGCGCUCACGUCUGCCAUUGUCCACGUCGGGCUGUAUCAUGGCAAAGAGGUGUGGUAUCGUUUCAGGGCCGCCCACAACCAAGAGCCCGACGUGCACAUGAAGUUGAUGAAGAAGUACACGCACGCCCCAGACUGGUGGUACGCUGUUCUGUUCGUCUUGUCCGUUGCGCUUGGCCUUGCCACCGCCGAGGGCUUCGAGUCGCAAUUGCCCUGGUGGGCCUUUUUCGUGUCCAUUAUCAUCGCCAUGGUUUUUGUCGUCCCCACCACGAUGAUCCUUGCCGUGUCCAACAUCCUGCUGAGCCUCAACGUCAUAUCGCCCUUUCUCGCGGGCUUCAUCAUCCCCGGCCGGCCGAUUGGCGUCAUGAUGUUCAAGGUGUUUAGUACCAUCACGCUGGGCCAGGCACAGACCUAUAGCGGCAACUUGAAGCUCGCACACUACAUGAAGGUGCCGCCACGCGUCACUUUCAUCUGCCAGGUCGUGGCCACGAUAUGGGCCGUGUUCGUCCAGAUUUCCGUCAUGAACUGGACUCUGGGCAACAUCGACGGCGUGUGCGACAAUAAGCAGACCAGCCACUUCACCUGCCCGAACGGCCGCGCAUUCUUCUCGUCGAGCAUCGUAUGGGGCGUCAUCGGUCCUCGGCGCAUGUUUGGCGCGGGCAGCAUGUACGCCCAAUUCAACUGGUUCUGGCUGAUCGGGGCGUCGAUGCCGAUCAUUCUGUACGUGCUCACGAAGCGCCUCAAAAUCAGCUUCUUCGGCCACUUCCAGGCUCCCAUCAUGCUCGGCGCCAUGGCGUGGCUCCCGCCAGCGACGCCGCUCAGUUUCUCGUCGUGGGCGAUUUUUGGGCUCAUCUUCAAUCGCUGGAUACGGCGCAAGUGGCAUGGCUGGUGGUCGACUUACAACUAUGUGACGGCCGCGGCGUUGGAUGCCGGGCUGGUCCUCAGCACCAUCAUCAUCUUCUUUGCAAUUACAUUCCCGGGCGUCAAAGCUCCGCAGUGGUGGGGGAACGUGACAGUCUUUGAGACGCUGGACGCGACGUAUGCUGCGGUUGUCAAGGCGGUGCCGGAGAAUGGGACGUUUGGGCCUGCCACCUGGUGAUGAGGGUGGGAUUGGCCGGCUUUGAUGAGUCUAAUGAAUUUUAUGAAUCUUAUGAAUCUAGUUGCUCUUUUGCGCCAUCCUAGCC
This is a messenger RNA of Purpureocillium takamizusanense, 3643 nucleotides long. RefSeq lists its product as uncharacterized. Lineage: Eukaryota; Fungi; Ascomycota; Sordariomycetes; Hypocreales; Ophiocordycipitaceae. Gene Ontology annotation, biological process: transmembrane transport. The transcript has 3 exons. The record is from RefSeq and is a predicted model, not a curated record. The coding region runs from base 1162 to 3558 and encodes 798 amino acids. Gene Ontology annotation, molecular function: oligopeptide transmembrane transporter activity.